AGCAGGGAGGAAGGUGAAGGGUGUGUUUUCAGUUUCACUCGUUCUUCCUUUCCUUUGUCCUUUUGGUUCUUUCUGCCCAAAUAUCUCAUCUCAUCUCCAUCCCCUCAAUAUCUUCUUCCCAUGGAGUUUUCCGGCCGCUGCCUCCACAAUCUCUGACCCCUGGCCCCUUGAUUGGUCGGCGCACCCGUUCAAUUUGCUGUUCAGAUGCCGUAAGAUUCAGGUUUUGAGAGCAAUACUGUAUGCAUAUUGGUUCCUGAUUCCAUUGCUUUCUUGUCAGAAUAUUCUGGAUUUGAUUGGUUGAUAUUUAAACUACCUGUCGUUUAGAUUGCACCAAUUUGUGGCGGCGGCUGUGUAUAUUCGUAAUACUACUUGGGUCUCUUGGCAUCGAUAAGCAAGCCAGCGGCCAUGGGCUCUCGAUUUCCUUCUCAUCAGUUAAGCAAUGGCCUCUAUGUGUCGGGUCGGCCAGAGCAGCCAAAAGAGAAAACUCCAACAAUGAGUUCAGUUGCCAUGCCUUACACUGGGGGUGAUAUCAAAAAGUCUGGGGAACUUGGUAAAAUGUUUGAUAUCCCUACCGAUGGAUCCAGGUCUCGGAAAUCAGGUCCCUUGAACAAUGCUCCCUCCAGAACAGGUUCAUUUGCUGGUGCAUCUUCCCACUCAGGCCAAUUAAAUUCUGUGAGUCGGGGCUCCGUUUCAGCUGGGGGUGCUGGGUCUGGUUCAAUGAAGAAGACAAAUUCCGGUCCACUCAAUAAACACGGUGAGCCUAUUAAAAAGUCAUCAGGUCCUCAAGGAGGGUCUCGCCACAAUUCUGGUCCUCUUCCUCCAGUCCUCCCAACUACUGGCCUUAUUACAUCUGGACCUCUGAACUCAUCUGGGGCUCCCCGUAAGGCAUCUGGUCCGUUGGAGUCUACCAUGUCGAUGAAGUCGCACCAUCCUCCAGUUGUUAAUAAUCCGGCUGUUACGAAUCUCAGCCAGGAUGAUGAGUAUUCAUUCAGGAAGAGCUUCCCCAAGCCAAUCCUUUGGGCUAUCAUUCUUCUUUUCAUCAUGGGAUUUAUUGCUGGUGGUUUCAUCCUUGGAGCUGUUCACAACCCGAUCCUCCUUGUUGUUGUUGUUGUACUUUUUGCUGCAGUGGCUGCCGUGUUUACAUGGAAUACUUGCUGGGGAAGGAGAGCUAUCACUGGCUUUAUAGCUAGCCAUCCAGAUGUUGAGUUACGAUAUGCAAAAGAUGGUCAAUUUGUCAAAGUUUCUGGGGUUGUUACCUGUGGAAAUGUUCCUCUUGAAUCAUCAUUUCAGAAAGUUCCUCGAUGUGUGUAUACAUCCACAAGCUUGUAUGAGUAUCGGGGUUGGGAUUCAAAAGCAGCAAACCCCACUCAUCGUCGCUUUACCUGGGGCCUUCGAACAUCUGAGAGGCAUGUUGUUGACUUCUAUAUCUCUGAUUACCAAUCUGGUUUGAGGGCUUUGGUUAAGGCUGGCUAUGGUGCAAAAGUAACUCCCUACGUUGAUGAAUCAGUUGUGGUCGACAUCAAUCCAUCGAACAGGGAUAUGUCCCCUGAAUUCGUCCGGUGGUUAGGAGAUCGAAAGCUUUCAAGUGAUGAUCGAUUAAUGCGACUCAAAGAAGGGUACAUCAAAGAAGGCAGCUCUGUUAGCGUCAUGGGAGUCGUUCAACGGAAUGAAAGUGUCUUGAUGAUUGUUCCACCGCCCGAACCCUUUUCAACAGGAUGCCAAUGGAGCAAGUUCAUUCUCCCCGCCAGCCUCGAAGGCAUCGUGCUGAGAUGUGAGGACUCUUCGAAGAUGGAUGUCAUACCAGUUUAACAGGCGCAGGCAGGCGGAUGCACUCGAUCCCCUGCGCGCAUCUUAAUGUUAAGCACACAGAAAGAUUGGAAAAUUCAGACUCUCCCUUCUUACAGAAAUGGUAGAAAGCCCUCUUCUUCUUCUUCUUCUUUGUCUAUUGUCGAAUAGUUUGUAUAGAUUCCGGCGUUUUUUCUUCGAUUUCAAAGUGUCUGAUUUUGAUCCCAGUGUGUGUUUAUUCCCAGUCGCCUUGGAGUGAAUUACAUUUUCUGUGCAAUGGAGGGCCUCUAUGGACUUGAGGAUUUUUUUAUUCUUAUUUUGUUGGGGUUUUUUAAUCUUUGAAAUUUGAUGGAUGGAUGGUCAAACUGCUGAUAAUUCUUCUUGUGUUGUUGAGGAAACAAACAGCCAUGCCAUAUGUUUAUGCAUGCCUUGAAACAGUAUUAUUCUUUUUUGCUCUUUAGCUUCUUUUGUAAACAUGUUUGUGCUGCUUUCUUUCACUCCGUUGAAUGACAUAAAUUUAAUUGACCGACUGAGUGGCUGACUUUGAGAUACUAUUAGCUA
This is a messenger RNA of Andrographis paniculata, 2346 nucleotides long. RefSeq lists its product as uncharacterized. Lineage: Eukaryota; Viridiplantae; Streptophyta; Magnoliopsida; Lamiales; Acanthaceae. The transcript is spliced from 5 exons. The record is from RefSeq and is a predicted model, not a curated record. Bases 406 to 1809 code for a protein of 467 amino acids.